GCGGGUAGUUACACUCCAGUUCAGUAGGUGGCGAUGAGCAUAUUUAGUUAAGCUGAAUCGCAAUCGAAGAAAUAGUAAAGAAGUCGUUCGUGGGGGACUGUAAAUUUGUUCAAACCCAGAGGCAUUUGUUCUUCCAGAAGAGAGUCGUUCUGGGAAGGAGGAUAUCCUUACCGGAGAAGAUCAACCAUGGCAGGACAUGAUGCUGGAACUCAACACCAGUUUACUGGUUUUGCAAAACACUUCAACAGCUACACUAUUACAGGAAGGAGAAAUUGUGUGCUGGCCACAUACGCUGGCAUUGCUGCAAUCAUCCUGUUCUUUAAGCUGAAGCCCAAGAAACAGAAACAGAUUACAGCCAAGUAGUCAGUGGUUUGUUUUCGAUCUGCACUCUGUUGUACAGAGUGAAUUGGAAGCUGGCUUUACAUACAUGAAGAUGACAACCCUUCUGAACCCUACAUUUUCGACUUUAAAAUAAAUGGCAAAAAAGGCAAAA
Messenger RNA from Anguilla rostrata (American eel), 493 nucleotides. Its product is annotated as ATP synthase membrane subunit K, mitochondrial-like. The transcript is spliced from 4 exons. Lineage: Eukaryota; Metazoa; Chordata; Actinopteri; Anguilliformes; Anguillidae. The record is from RefSeq and is a predicted model, not a curated record. Bases 187 to 363 code for a protein of 58 amino acids.